This is a messenger RNA of Amaranthus tricolor (Joseph's coat), 1733 nucleotides long. Its product is annotated as tocopherol cyclase, chloroplastic-like. The coding region runs from base 93 to 1601 and encodes 502 amino acids. The record is from RefSeq and is a predicted model, not a curated record. NCBI's taxonomy places the organism in Eukaryota, Viridiplantae, Streptophyta, Magnoliopsida, Caryophyllales, Amaranthaceae. Gene Ontology annotation, molecular function: tocopherol cyclase activity. The transcript has 10 exons.
AUUCAUUUAGGAGUAGAAUAUUAAUAAAUUAAUUUGAUUCUUUUACACCAUCAUCUUCAUAAUAAUAAAUUUCAAUAAAAAAAUUUUGAAGUAUGAGUUUUUCUCCUGCAACUGAGUUUUCCCUACGACUUGCAUCUUCUUCUUCAACCACUAUUUCAUCAAUUCAACCCCAUAAAUUUCACUACAAUUUACCCUUUCGCAACUUACCCUUUAAUCUAACAACUCAAACUAACAGUAAACGGCUUUUCUCUACUUAUUCUUCAAUGGCUGGAAUUGGGUCUUCUGCAGAUUCUUCUGCAAUGGAAGAGCAGAACGAAAAUGGUGCCAUUAAUCCUGUUUAUACCCCUACCCCGCCUUAUAGAGAGCUUCGAACUCCUCAUAGUGGGUACCAUUUCGAUGGGAGCACAAGGCAAUUUUUUGAGGGCUGGUAUUUCAAAGUCUCUAUUCCAGAAAAGAGGCAAAGUUUCUGCUUCAUGUAUUCAGUUGAGAAUCCUGCAUUUCGCAAGCCAUUAACCCCUAUUGAAGAAGCAAAAUAUGGCCGUCGAUUUACUGGAGUUGGGGCUCAGAUUCUUGGUGCUGAUGACAAGUACAUAUGCCAGUUUUCCGAAGAAUCACAAAAUUUUUGGGGAAGCAGACAUGAACUGAUGUUAGGAAAUACUUUCAAAUCCAUUGGAAGUGCGCAGCCUCCCACCAAAGAGGUUCCUCCAGAGGAAUUCAAUAGGAUUGUGGCUGAGGGUUUUCAAGUGACUCCACUUUGGCAUCAAGGAUUCAUUUGUGAUGAUGGCAGGUCAGACUAUGUUGAAACAGUAAGAACAGCUCGGUGGGAAUAUACUACGCGUCCUAUUUAUGGAUGGGGUAAUGUUAGUUCGAAACAAAAAUCAACAGCCGGCUGGCUUGCCGCAUUUCCUGUUUUCGAACCUCACUGGCAAAUUUGCUUGGCUGGGGGACUGUCAACAGGUUGGAUAGAGUGGGAUGGUGAUAGAUUCGAGUUUGAAAAUGCUCCUUCAUAUUCAGAAAAGAAUUGGGGUGCAGGUUUCCCGAAGAAAUGGUUUUGGGUCCAAUGUAAUGUCUUUGAGGGUGCAAGAGGGGAGGUUGCGUUGACUGCUGCAGGAGGGUUGAGAGAGCUUCCUGGCGGUAGAAUCGAGAAUGCGGCUCUGGUCGGAGUGCAUUAUGCUGGAAUUUUCUAUGAAUUUGUGCCAUGGAAUGGGGUUGUUGAGUGGGAGAUUGCUCCUUGGGGUCACUGGAAAAUUUCUGCUGAUAAUGGGUCUUACAAGGUGGAACUAGAGGCAACAUCCGAGAAUCCAGGAACACCCUUGCGCGCUCCGACCCCAGAAAAUGGCCUUGCUGUUGCUUGCAAAGACACAUGUUUCGGUCUACUGAAAUUGCAAAUAUGGGAACGAAAGUCCGAUGGCAGCAAGGGAAAGGUUAUCUUGGAGGUAACAAGUAAGGUGGCAGCUUUAGAGGUCGGAGGCGGACCAUGGUUCGAGUCAUGGAAAGGUAAAACGACAACACCGGAGAUCCUAAGUGCUGCCCUUAGGGUUCCUGUAGAUGUCGAGUCCGUUUUCAAUUUCGUUCCAUUUUUGAAACCUCCUGGCCUUUAAGCAAAUACACAGGGUUUCAACACUUUUUUUUUACUUAAUUCACUGUCAUAAUUGUAUGAUUAUUCUGUAUAUAUAUACUCCUAUUGUAAAAAUUUAUUUGUACUCUAUAGUGUAUAUCAUCAUCAUUCACAA